AUGUUGCAAAGAGUUGAGGAGGCCAAGGAACGAGGAGAUAUCGAUGCAUCGUCCAUUGGAACUAGGAAUAUGUUGCCGCCUUCUUUUACUGGGGGAAGAAGAUAUAUGUUUAAUAAUUGUCAGGAUGCUAUGUCUAUUUGCAAACAAUAUAAAUACCCUGAUCUAUUUAUUACUGUAACUUGCAAUCCAACUUGGUUGGAGUUUCAAAAAUACACUGAACAGACUCAUAUUCCUAUAUCUGAUCGACCCAAUCUUUCAUGCAGAUUGUUUGAAUUGAAAAUUCAUUCUUUGAUGACUGAUUUAAAGGAAGGUGUCUUAUUUGGACAUGUGAAUGUAGGAAUGUAUACAAUUGAAUUUCAUAAAAGAGACUUGCCACAUGCAUAUAUAUUGGUUUGGCUUCAAAAUGUACGUAGUAUGCAAACAAUUGAAAUCAUGGAUAGGGUUAUAUCAGCUGAGUUACCAGACCCAACGAGAUUUCCAAAGUUGUAUAGUGUUGUUACCAAAUAUAUGAUUCAUGGUCCUUGUGGUAAAUUAAGACCUUCUUCUCCAUGCAUGAGAAAUGGCGGUUGUUCUAAAUUUUUUCCUAAAAAAUUUGUUGACUCGACAAGUUUUGAUAAUGAUGGUUAUCCAAUAUAUAGAAGGCGUAAUAUGGGGAUUACAUACAUAAUAAAUGGUGUAGUUGUGGAUAAUCAGUUUGUUGUUCCUUAUAAUCCAAUGCUCCUAAUGAAAUAUCGAGCUCAUAUCAAUUUGGAGUUUUGUAACAAGUCAAAUGAACAUGGUGUUCAAAAUGUUGAUGAGAUUAAGCAAUUCUACGAUUGUCGAUAUCUAGCACCUUGUGAAUCUGCUUGGAGAUUACAUGCAUUUGAUAUUCUUCACAAGUGGCCAUAUGUUCAACAGUUGAUAUUCCAUUUGCCUGGAAGCCAGAAUUUGAUAUUUACUGAUGAUGAUAAGAUUCCAAAAAUUGUUGAGAAGAACAAGUAUAAGGAUACAAUAUUUAUUGCUUGGAUGCGAGCUGAUGUUAAGUUCCCGCAUGGAAUGGGUUCCAAGAGGGGUUGUAAAAGUUUUGAAAGCAUUCGUACUGCUGAUGGUGUUUUAUAUGAUUCUUUCAAGGCUGCUUACAAUGCUCUUGGUUUAUUGAGUGAUGAUCAAAAGUUCAUUAAUACUAUUAAGAAAAUUGUAGAACUGUCUUCUGGUUUUCAACUUCGUUCUUAUGCGGUUCAAAAAGAGGAUGAAAUUAUUGUUGAUAUUCCAAGUGAUUUACUUAUUCCUCCGACUGACAAUCCAAUUCAGGAUACUGUUUCAACUAUAUAUUCACAUAUUGAUGAUAACCAUGGGAUACCAAAUCAUGUUCUUAAAUUGAAAAAAUGUGCUCCUAUUAUUUUGCUAAGGAACAUAGAUCAGGCAAAUGGAUUGUGUAAUGGAACUCGACUCAUUGUUCAAGAUCUUGGAGAUAAUAUUAUUGGUGCUGCAAUUGUGUCUGGAAGUAACAUUGGUGUCAAAGCUUUUAUUCCUCGGAUGAAUUUAGUACCGAGUGAUUCUGGUUCUUAUGCGGUUCAAAAAGAGGAUGAAAUUAUUGUUGAUAUUCCAAGUAAUUUACUUAUUCCUCCGACUGACAAUCCUAUUCAGGAUAUUAUUUCAACUAUAUAUUCACAUAUUGAUGAUAACCAUGAGAUACCAAAUCAUGUUCUUAAAUUGAAAAAAUGUGCUCCUAUUAUUUUGCUAAGGAACAUAGAUAAGGCAAAUGGAUUGUGUAAUGAAAUUCGACUCAUUGUUCAAGAUCUUGGAGAUAAUAUUAUUGGUGCUGAAAUUGUGUCUGGAAGUAACAUUGGUGACAAAGCUUUUAUUCCUCGGAUGAAUUUAGUACUGAGUGAUUCUGGUUUAACAUUGCUGACAAUGGAUUUGGAUUAG
Molecule: messenger RNA, 1908 nt
Organism: Arachis stenosperma
Lineage: Eukaryota; Viridiplantae; Streptophyta; Magnoliopsida; Fabales; Fabaceae
Exons: 10
Coding region: 1-1908 (635 amino acids)
Source: RefSeq, a predicted model, not a curated record